Molecule: messenger RNA, 912 nt
Organism: Adineta ricciae
Lineage: Eukaryota; Metazoa; Rotifera; Eurotatoria; Adinetida; Adinetidae
Source: the annotation of a GenBank genome assembly
AUGAUGCGAAAAAAGGUUUUGUUGAUGGGUAAAAGUGGUGGUGGCAAAACCUCUAUGCGUUCAAUCAUUUUUGCUAAUUACAGUGCUAAGGAUACUCGACGUCUCGGUGCAACAAUGGAUGUUGAACAAUCAUACGUUCGUUUUCUCGGUAAUUUAAUUUUAAAUCUAUGGGACUGCGGUGGUCAAGAAGCGUUCAUGGAAUGCUAUUUUACCGCACAAAAAGAUAAUAUUUUCAAAAAUGUCGAAGUACUCAUCUAUGUAUUCGAUGUUCAGAGUCAAGAAUUAGAUAAAGAUUUACACUAUUACCAGUCAUGCUUAGAAUCUAUUUUACAACAUUCAAGUCAUGCGAAGAUCUUUUGUCUCGUACACAAGAUGGAUUUAAUAUCGGAAGAUAUGCGCGAAACAAUAUUCGCGGAACGACAAAACAUCUUAACGGAUCUAUCGAAACCAUUACAAUGUUCAUGUUUUCGAACAUCGAUUUGGGAUGAAACAUUGUAUAAGGCUUGGUCACAGAUAGUUUAUCAACUAGUCCCAAAUGUCAAAGGUUUGGAGAAAACCUUGACAAACUUUGCGGAAAUCAUCGAUGCUGAUGAAAUUCUACUCUUCGAAAAAGCCACUUUUCUGGUCAUUUCACAUUGUACACGGAAAGCUCACCGUGAUCCUCGACGAUUUGAGAAGAUCAGUGAUAUUAUCAAACAGUUCAAACUAUCCUGCAGCAAAUUAACUGCCGCAUUUCAAUCGAUGGAAGUCCGAAAUUCAACAUUUGCUUGUUUUAUUGAGUUAUUAACACCGAAUACUUACGUCAUGGUUGUUAUCAGUGAUCCAACGAUUUCAUCAGAAGUGACAUUAAUGAAUAUUCGCAAUGCUCGGAAAGUAUUCGAAAAGCUCGAAAAAGAUGUUGCUCGAAAUUAG